Leishmania major strain Friedlin is the source of this 1335-nucleotide messenger RNA. RefSeq lists its product as hypothetical. Gene Ontology annotation, molecular function: protein binding. NCBI's taxonomy places the organism in Eukaryota, Euglenozoa, Kinetoplastea, Trypanosomatida, Trypanosomatidae. Bases 1 to 1335 code for a protein of 444 amino acids. The transcript has a single exon. Gene Ontology annotation, biological process: maturation of SSU-rRNA from tricistronic rRNA transcript (SSU-rRNA, 5.8S rRNA, LSU-rRNA). The record is from RefSeq and is a predicted model, not a curated record. Gene Ontology annotation, cellular component: nucleolus; small-subunit processome.
AUGGUCAAGAUCAAGACUAUCAGCCGCUCCGAGUUGGAGUGGACAAAAGAUCGCGCGACGGAGGUGCCCAAGGUCAAUCGAAAUUAUGAUCCGAAGUUUAAUCCAAUGGCAAAACAGGUAGAGUUCACACGUGCGGUGGUUGCUGCCAAAAUGGAUCGUAUGUUUGCAAAGCCUUUUGUGGCUGCGCUCCCGGGCCAUCAGGAUACGAUUCAGUCGAUCGCUACUGAUAUUACAAGCCUGUCCACCGUAGCCACGGGCUCUGUUGACGGCGGGCUAAUAGUAUGGGAUGCGAUGAAGCGGAAGCAGCGUGCGGUCAUCAACGCACAUCGACACUCUGUCGACGGCGUGGCCAUCUCGCCAGAUGGGGUCGCCUGCUUUAGCGCUUCGCGUGACAAAACAGUGAAGAUGUGGGAUUUGGACUUCGACCCUGAUGAAGAGCGUAUUGAGCCGGUGGCCGAGUUUCUCGGUGAGUUUCCCUUCUCCUCCAUCGAUCACCAUUUCCACAAGUCGUGGUUCGCCACGUCGUCGGACGUGGUGAACAUCUGGGAUGUCAAUCGCACGCAGCCUCUCCAGCGGUUUUCUUGGGGGGACGACACGGUGUCUUCCUGCCGGUUCAACAAGAUUGAGACCAAUUUAGUCGCAUGCUGCAUGGCAGAUCGCGGUGUCUUCCUGUACGACGUUCGCAGUCAGUCCGCCCACAGCAAGAUUGUGAUGGAGAUGUGUUCAACAUCACUGUCGUGGAACCCGAUGGACCCGAACGUGUUCGUGACGGGAAGCGACGACCGCAACUGCUACUUAUUCGACAUACGCGUGCCUGGACGUCCGCGCAAUGUCUUCCAGGGUCACAUCCGUCCUGUCACAUGUGUCGACUUUAGUCCGACUGGCACCAUGUUUGCCGCCGGAUCGCAAGACGCCUCGUUGCGCAUUUGGGACCUGCACCAGACAUCCAAGUCCGACUCGAUUGAGAUGUUCCACACGAAGCGGAUGGCCGGCGUGUACGCGGUGAAGUGGUCUCCCGACAACAGCUACAUUUACAGCGGGAGCGAAGAUGCGGUGCUGCGUGUGUGGAAGUCCGACGCCAGUAAGCCUAUUCGUCCACUACGCGGCCCAGAGAAGCACAAGUUCAACUAUAUGCGCUCUUUGAAGAAUAAGUACUCUAACUUCGUCGAGGUGAAGCGAAUUAGCAACCAGCGUAAUGCACCCAAGGCAAUUCUGCGCACGUCACGCCGUAUCAAGAAGGCCGAGAAGCGUGAGGCAGUGAAAGAGAUGUCGCGCAUUCACGGCGACAACGUGAAGCCGCUGGCGAAGCGCAAGACUUACGGCUAUGUGGAGUAG